AGAGAAUCUUUUUUGGCUCCCUGGCUGGCAGGCUGAGGCCCUCCGCAGCCCAAGGCGAGCCCAAGCAGCCGGUAGGGUUAUCUGUAUCAGGAUCAUUUCCAGGGGAAUAGUUCUGGCCCCUGACUGAUAAAGACAGGGCAGAGAAGAGGCAGAAGAGGAAAGAGAGCACAACUCCUAGCCCAGCCCCACGGGCUCCUUGGAGCAGCCCAAGUUGGAGGAAGGUUCUAUACUUUCGGCGUUCCCACAGGGAUAUUCCCCUCACCUUGGCAGCCAGGCUGAGGAAGGGCUCCAAGGUCCCCACGGAAUGACAACUCUUGUUCCUGCAACCCUCUCCUUCCUUCUUCUGUGGACUCUGCCAGGGCAGGUCCUCCUCAGGGUGGCUUUGGCAAAGGAGGAUGUCAAAUCUGGAAACAAGGGGUCUCAGCCUAUGUCCCCCUCUGAUUUCCUGGACAAGCUUAUGGGGCGAACAUCUGGAUACGAUGCCAGAAUUCGGCCCAAUUUUAAAGGCCCACCUGUGAAUGUGACCUGCAACAUCUUCAUCAACAGUUUUGGCUCCGUCACCGAGACCACCAUGGACUACAGAGUCAAUGUCUUCUUGCGGCAGCAGUGGAAUGACCCACGCCUGGCCUACCGAGAAUAUCCUGAUGACUCUCUAGACCUCGACCCCUCCAUGCUGGACUCUAUUUGGAAGCCAGACCUUUUCUUUGCCAAUGAGAAAGGGGCCAAUUUCCACGAAGUGACCACAGACAACAAGUUGUUGCGCAUCUUCAAGAAUGGAAAUGUGCUCUACAGCAUCAGAUUGACCCUCAUUUUGUCCUGCCCAAUGGACCUCAAGAACUUCCCUAUGGACAUCCAGACCUGCACGAUGCAGCUAGAAAGCUUUGGUUAUACCAUGAAUGACCUCGUGUUUGAGUGGCUAGAAGAUGCUCCCGCUGUCCAAGUGGCCGAGGGGCUGACUUUGCCCCAAUUUAUCCUGCGGGAUGAGAAGGAUCUAGGUUAUUGUACCAAACACUACAACACAGGGAAGUUCACCUGCAUCGAGGUAAAGUUUCACCUGGAACGGCAAAUGGGAUAUUAUCUGAUUCAGAUGUAUAUCCCCAGUCUACUCAUCGUCAUCCUGUCCUGGGUCUCCUUCUGGAUCAACAUGGAUGCUGCCCCUGCCCGUGUAGGCCUUGGUAUCACUACUGUGCUCACCAUGACAACCCAGAGCUCUGGUUCCCGGGCCUCUUUGCCUAAGGUAUCCUAUGUGAAGGCAAUUGACAUCUGGAUGGCCGUGUGUCUGCUCUUUGUGUUUGCUGCCCUGCUGGAGUAUGCUGCUGUCAAUUUUGUCUCCCGUCAGCAUAAGGAAUUCAUGCGACUUCGAAGAAGGCAGAGGCGCCAACGCAUGGAGGAAGACAUCAUAAGAGAAAGCCGCUUCUAUUUCCGUGGCUAUGGCCUGGGCCACUGCCUGCAGGGAAGGGAUGGAGGCCCAAUGGAAGGUUCUAGUAUUUAUAGCCCCCAAACUCUAGCCUCUCUUCUAAAAGAAGGAGAAACCAUGCGGAAACUCUAUGUGGACCGGGCCAAGAGAAUUGACACCAUCUCCCGGGCUGUCUUCCCUUUUACUUUCCUCAUUUUCAAUAUUUUCUACUGGGUUGUCUAUAAAGUGCUACAGUCAGAAGAUAUCCACCAGGCACUGUGAAUAAGGUGGAGGUUAUAGAGUCCAGCUUAUGGCUUUCUGCUUCUUCCUGGAUGGGCUUUCCCUCCCCAUUAGACUCCAUUGGGGAAGACAGUUCCUUCCCAAUCUCCCAUUCAGAAUUUCCAACUACCAGUCCCAAAGCUAUGUGAGCCAAUACUGCAUGGUGCCAAUUGUGGCUGUACUUAUAAAGACGGCUCAUCUACCCUAGUCCAUAUUUUCUCUAUAUUCUCCCAUUUCUCAUGAGACUAAGGUGCCAAGAUGACUUUCUGUCCUUGCUGGGCUCCCUCCUUUCCUCUACUCCAGUAGAGAAUAUUCAGACCAUUGCUACUAGUUUCUGAUGUUUGUCAUCUUAAUCUAUACCAGUCCUCACCCUACCACCUCCCCCCCCCCAGAUCCUAGCUCAUACUUGACCCUCUAUCCCUCCUAUCACAACCUCAAAUAGGAAGUCUUUCCCAUACUCAAGUGCUGCCUGUGUGACCCAGUCAGGUUUCCUUACAGUGAGAGGAAGACAAAGAUAUAGGUUUUCUUCCUCUUAAAAAGAAUGGAAGAGUCAUAGGCUGAACAGGGCUAG
Molecule: messenger RNA, 2246 nt
Organism: Marmota flaviventris (yellow-bellied marmot)
Lineage: Eukaryota; Metazoa; Chordata; Mammalia; Rodentia; Sciuridae
Gene: Glra4
Product: glycine receptor alpha 4
Biological process (GO): monoatomic ion transmembrane transport
Cellular component (GO): plasma membrane
Molecular function (GO): glycine binding; transmembrane signaling receptor activity; transmitter-gated monoatomic ion channel activity
Source: RefSeq, a predicted model, not a curated record